AAGCGGAAGCGAUUGUUUCGGCGUGCUUCGAAUGAGCUCCUGUCAAACAAAAGCGCUCAACUUUUCGGUUCAAUGCAGUUUUAGCAGCAAAAAAAAAUCAACAAUGUCGACGGCAAUGAAUUUCGGCACAAAAUCAUUUAAACCACGACCUCCUGAUAAAGGAUCAUUCCCUUUAGACCAUUUCGGUGAAUGUAAAGAGUUCAAAGAGAAAUUCAUGCGCUGUCUCAGAAACAACAACUUUGACAACACUCUGUGCCGACUACAGUCCAAAGAGUACCUGGAGUGUAGAAUGGACAAGCAGCUGAUGGCGAAGGAGCCUCUAGAGAAGCUCGGCUUCAGGGACCUGAUGGACCAGGACAAAGAGGAGAGCCGGGAGAAACCUUAACGAAAACAAAAGAUGAAAUGUAUUAUUAUUUAAGUUGAUAUAAAGUGUGCCAACAGUGUGUAAAUUGAUCUAAUGUAUAAAAGUUAUAAAAUGUAUAAAGAUGUUUCCUAUACUUUA
This is a messenger RNA of Pangasianodon hypophthalmus (striped catfish), 502 nucleotides long. It is a transcript of the gene cox19, whose product is annotated as cytochrome c oxidase assembly protein COX19. Gene Ontology annotation, biological process: mitochondrial respiratory chain complex IV assembly. Lineage: Eukaryota; Metazoa; Chordata; Actinopteri; Siluriformes; Pangasiidae. The transcript is spliced from 3 exons. The coding region runs from base 32 to 385 and encodes 117 amino acids. The record is from RefSeq and is a predicted model, not a curated record. Gene Ontology annotation, cellular component: mitochondrial intermembrane space.